GGAGACAGAAGACCGUUGGUGAGCUAGCCGGUCUACUCUCCAACCCCAGUGUUAUUGUGUCAUUUCCUUAUAUAUUUUUUUUUGUUAUUCUCAGCACAUGUCAAAAUCAUCAUUAUUUUACGUAAAGUUUCAUUUUCUUGGCCAUAAAUUAUGCUGUUUGUGUGUAUCAUGUGAUUUCUCAUCAGUAUAUCAGGAUAUUAUAUACUGCCAGGACUAGAUCUAAGCGUGAAUUCUUGGAUAGUACAGUUUGAGUCUCGUACAAUGUGAUUCGAUCUAGCCUAUUCUAGAUCUAGGUCAUCUUGGUUUUGGAUUGAAUCUAAUCGAGCUCUCCAAACGUGUUGUGUGUUACAAGUAAGUGAUCGAUCCUCCACCUCCCUGUGAUGUAAAGUGCUUUAGGGUAUUGAUGCACUUUUUAUUUCUUAAGACUGUGUAGUGGUUAGGAUUGAAACAUCCUUGGAAAAAUAAAAUCUGCUCGAUCCCUUUGGAAUAUUCGUGCUCCUCUCCGGAUAUUAAGUGUGGAUAGUGGAUACAGACCGGAUAUUAAGUGUGGAUAGUGGAUACAGACCGGAUAUCAAGUGAGGAUAGUGGAUACAGACCGGAUAUUCAGUUUCAAUAACAAUUCGUCUUUGUGUGGAUAUGUUGUUUUGUUAGUUUGUAAAUAAAACUGUUUUUUUUGGUGAUCUUUAUUCUGUGUGAUGAAAGAAGCUGGAUCUUUUUCUAGAAAUAUUUACACCCCUGGAGUUAAAUAAGAGCAACAGUCUUUGAGGCGAGGGAUUUAUAGGACCACGAGCAGCGGCGCCACCUGUGGACAUGUAACGCUCGUUACAUCAUACAUCGACGUGUGCGAGCGAGGCCACGCCGGAUUAAACCCGUGACCCCCUCGGAUCUAAACCUCUGGAACGCCGCCGCGACCACCACCCGCCUUGUUCGUCCUAGUAAGUAACAGGCACCUGUGACUUACCAGUUAUCGUCAUCGGAUACCAGAACCGGAACAUCAUUGGAUUACUUCCUGUUUCGAUUUCCUUUCAUUUUAAAGGUUCUGGUGAUUGAUGUGAUGACGGCGCCUUUUUUACCAGGUCACGCUCAAUGCUUUCCUCUACCUUAGGAUAUAAUUUUUCUUUGGAUAUAUAUAAAGACAAGAAGUUGUACUUGUGAUUGACUUUAUGAGAAGGAGUAUCUAGUCAAGGUGGAGUCAUGGCGCUGACAUCUUAGCCCAAGGGAACAGUGCAACACACCCAUAUACCUAUUGCCCAUGGAUCCGUCCAAAGACGGGGCUCGCCAUGGAACAGGUGUUGGGGUAGAAAUGACCAUGUCCCUGAGCGGGCCGCCUGGCUUCACGCGACACACCACGGUGUCCAGCGACAAUAUCCCCCACUACAUGAGCCGGCAGCACCAGCAGAAGGCCAUCCCUGGCAUCCACGACCCUAGGUCCUCGGCGAUGAACCCAAGAGCUAUCCCUGUGGAUUCCAGGAGCGGAGGCCACGGCGGCACUCUAGGGAUGGGUCACGACGCGCGUAUAACUAUGGACGUGCAGCAGCAGCACCAGGUGCGUGACACUCCCCGGACCCAGCUGGACACGAGGGCGAUGGAACCGAUGAUGGGCAAGAACGCACCCCCGAGGCUUGUGGCUGAAGUUCCACAGCACCAUCAGAUCCCUUUGCAACAUCAUAGAGCUGACUCCAGAAGUUUCCCAGACCCUCGGACGAUGAUGACUUCGGACAAGCGGGGCUUGAAUCCAGACUCAAGGUCGUCUCGAGAAACCGUGCUUAUGGGAGACCAUCGUAGCGGGCAGUUGCCCAUGUCGUCGACACCCAGCCGUGCCGGGCGACCACAGCAGGGAUCUAUGCCGCCGCUGACCAUGAAUGAGUCCCUGAGAGCUGCUUACGAUAGUAUGGAACCGGGCAUGGCAUCUUAUGGUUCUCUUUCAUCCGUGCCUGGAGGUCCUCUCAUGUCCCCUCACGGAACCGUCGCCGGAAAACAGGUGGUUGGCUCUCAGAACAUAGCGGGUCCACAGAUGGCGAUGCCCUACUCGGGUCAGAAACAAAGCAGAAUGUCUGACUCCAUGGUUCCUUCUGGUCAAACGUUACACCACGCUCCUGAACACUCUCUCUACUUGUCUGGGAAGACGUCUUCUAGAACGUAUACCGGAAACCAUCAGAAGUUGCUGCCCCCUGGUCAUUACAUGACCGAUAUGUCCAAAGGUCCGAUCGAUGUGAAAAGCAGCAUGGGCCUUAACCCCAGUGAUCAACUUUCUCCACAACACAGAGACUUAUUGCGAGAUAGAGGAGCUGUUAGUGAGUUACGCGAGAGAGAAGUCCGCUAUAGUAGUGUUCCUUCACCCAUGUCCAGGAAUAUACAAAAGUCCAGUCUAGAGUUACCGUCUAACCACAUGAAGCUUCAGGUUGACUCUUCUGAAGUCAGGAGGCAAGAGGAACAUCUGAGAAAGGCAUCGUCGUAUUCCGGUCCACCUCAGAGCAUUUAUAAAUUGCAAGGGGCUGAACCUCACGCCUCUUUAAGUAAAGCCAUUACUUACCCUUUGGGAGUAGAUGUGUCACAUAGAGGCGGGCAGGCCCCGCCUUCAUUGACUUCUCAUAUGUCCCCACACCCUUCAAACGUUCAGCCCAUUGGUCAUUCUUCUUAUCCCUCUCCACAGUCCCUUUCAGAAAGGGGCAUUCCUUACCCAAUGGAGCAAAUGUCACAGCCUCGUCUUCAGAAAUCUGUCAUCAGGCAGAGCAUGUCAUCUGAAGAGGUCGUUUGGCGCGAAGGAGGUUACCCACCUGAGCCACCUAAACAGUCUAGGCCAGUGUAUCACAUCGAGGACAUCGGCCAGACAUCCAAGAACGUCCCCUUACACAUUAGUGAUCACGAAUCUAGUCACCCCACACUCCGAGAUGUUGGUCUGCCCAGAAUGCAAGGCUCAAUCAGCACUGGCCAGCCAAGGAUCAUGUACGAGCCACCAAAGUCUUCAAAUUAUCCUGACCAAAGAGUUCAACCCUCUGACAGGUAUACAUCUUCCCAGAGGGAUUACCCAUCACCCAGACCGACCUCCAUCGGCAGGAGUUCUCAAAUGCAGCAAGCCAACCUCGUCUUGCCACAAGAGGAGAGGCCAGUGCACAACCAGCAGGAGAAAACUGUGAGCGCACUCGAUCUGACCAAAUUACCUCAGGGAAGCUCAAAACCAGGCGACAGCCCUCUGGAUCUUACUGUCAAAACAAAAAAGAGGCCAGCAGACGAUAUAGACAAUGCUGAAUACGACAGAAUGGUAUCUGCUGCUAAAAGGAUGAAGCCUGAUGUAAAUAGUGCAGUUACUGGAUUAAUAAACCAAAAGGCAUCUGUAAAUUCUGUUGACAUGACGCACAAUACCAUAUGGAUAUCAUCGCCUUCGCCAAGGGGCCCAGAAUCAUACGAGCCUCUAGCGUCUCCUUCUUCUUAUACCGCUCAUGCAUCUCCCUUGUCAACAGUACAGCGACAGAACAAAUACGGCUACAGCGUUGAUGGUCGCAUCAGCGCCGACAGCAGGAUGACCGUAGAUGGUAGAAUGAGUGCCGACGCUAGAUCCUGCGUUGAUGGACGGAGCAGUGUUGAAAGUAGGUCUAGCACGGACGGCCGUACCCAGAGCAGUCCUCACGUGCAUGGGAAAUUCCCAAUGGUGCCGCCACAGCAUGGAAAGAUUGGCAGUUCGGCUAUGGUGUCGGACAUGGUGAAGCAUGCAGCAGGCAACCCGCCUAUGUUGCCGCUGACGACACAGCUGGAAAAAAUGAAAGAAGAUCAUAGGAAGCAGAAGAUGGGUAGCGAGAGCAUCCAAAAUCCUUACGCGGACCCCAAGCGCCUGUACAAAGAUUCUCUGAGCCCUAGAAGCAUAGAGAUGGUCCCAGGAAACGCCAAUGAGGUCAUCGUUGUUCGACACCCGCAGCAACAUUACGACGUCUCUCCACAGCAGCAACACCAGCACGCUCUACAACAACAUUCGUACAAGCAGCAGCAGCAACAGUUACAUCGACAACAGAGUAUGGAUGUACAUAACCAGCAGCUACAUCAACAGCAACGUCAAAAGCCAAACGAAGUCCAUGAGAUCAUUGAGCUCGGAAUAAAAGACUCCAGCGAUCCUCUGCAGGCCUCGCGCUCAUUUGCUAGAUCGUUUAGCCAAAGCAUGCUUCAGCAGCACCAGCAGCAACAACAGCAUCAGAUGUAUCUCCAGCAGCGGCAGUCUUCCCUAAAAGAGCAGAUGAUGCCAAUGCAGUCGUACCCCAAUGCCCAGCAUGUUCAGUAUUCCAAAGAACAGAUGAUUCAACAGCAGGUUUUUAGUAAGCAGCAACCUCAGUCAUCUAUGUCCGUUCAGCAUUACCAAAACUCUCUCUACCCGAUGAAACAGACUGACCCUGGAUAUUAUCAGAAACAGUCACAGCCAACAAAACACUCUGAUACCAAGUCUUAUAAACAGACUACCACAUCUUCUCAGAAUACUCUAGUCGGAACUCAAAAAUGGGCAACACAGCCGAAAGAUACAAUAAAAAGUGGAUACCUCCAACAAACGAGCUCUUCGGGGAGUUACCAAUCUAUGAAAGGAAUGUCCUCAAAGUCACUCAUUAACAAUCAUGGCGCAGAAAGCAUGGAUAAUUCUAAAUUUAACUACACCAAAACAGAACGGCCAUUGAAAUCUGAUAUGUUGAAGGCCACAUUUCCUGCUGCAGCUGGUCCGCUGCCUGUUGGAGGGGUCAGAGAAGAGAGCAGAAGAGCUUUGCGAAGGGUCAGUUAUCCCAGCACUGAACCAGGCAAGCAUUCAGAGGGCGCACGAAAAGAGAGCACUUCCAGCUUGCCGGACAAGCCAGCAAAGAACGAUAUUGAAGUUAGUAUUAGUCCCCAGUCAAAGACAGAGUUGGUGAGCCCAGAGCGAUCACUUCCUAGCGGCAACACUGACAAAAAUGACGAUGUUCUCGUGGAAGAAAAAUCCAGUUCAAGAGAUACACCUCUCAGCCACCAAAAGAAAUCUCCUAAUAGUGUGGUUUCUUUAGACCAGUCAGCGCCUACCCCUCCUGGUCAGUUUGCCAUUCCUUUAUCUGUAACUAUCCCUCAGUCUACCAGCCCCAUGAUCACAACUUCUCCCUCGCCAGCUGCAAGUACAACCCCCAAGUCUGUAGGCACAAACAAAGCCUGUUGGUCCAAAAAGCACAUGAUUUUGAAUGCUGUUAACAAGGAUGAAUCUCUGAAGCGGAUUAUUAGUAACACAGCCCGGAAACAUGAGGCAGGGGGCAUCUCUGCCGAGUGCAAAAGUAGAAUUAUGGCAAGCAGCACGUGCAGCCCCAUACCUACCUCACCGAAAAUGCCUAUUCUUAGCCCCCACGAAGACGAGGGGGAAGUUGCGAUUGAAGAGAUGGGAGUCAGGGCGCAGACAAACAACGACGACCCACCCACCUUGGCCCCAAUCAGAAGAGGCCAGGGAAAGUCUUCAGCCCCUAGAGUGUCGAACUCGUCAAGCUCGUCCUUUUCCCAAGCCGGCACUUCCACUGGGAACUCCUCCACGGACAACCAACUCGUAAAGGACGCUUACAAAAACAACAACAACAACAGCCACGAAAUCGCUAACAACAACAGCGCCAACGCAGCUGUGAUGGACGUGCCAGCCGGCGAAAUGCCGGUGAACGCAAUGGUUGUCAGGCGCUGCAGCAUCGGCGCCACCCAGCCAGAGCACCAGCAGCAGUCACUCAGUCCCGCCUCGGAUGAUUCACAGAAAUCUUCGUCGGGAAACGUGACGUUCCCCAGGGCCGAGGUAAUACGGAGGAAAUACUAUGUCGGCUCUAACUGGGGGCACAUGAAAAAUAUCCCCAUAGCCAACGUGGCUCCAUUCGUUCACUCGCGUGUGGAAGACGAGAAAUCAAAGCAACAGAAGAUCGAGGAACUGGUUCAGCUGCAUCCGCAGGGGGCCGCCGUUUCUGCUCCGACGUACCUGGUUCAAUCUCAAGACCUUACACCGGAUGUGAAAGAAGAUGGUCCCAGGAUAGUCCCAGAAGACCUCAACCUAAAAUCCUUGACCGACGACCCUGACAAAGAGGUCUCCCAGCUCCUGGCGACGUCCAGCAAGAAAGAGAUCAGCACCAAGAAGAAGAAGCUGACCAAGCUGCGGGUGUCCAGCCCGACCAAGAUGAAAGACCUGGAGAUCAUCUCCCCGAGCCUCGAGUACACGGUGCUCAAGGCCGCGGAGAUCGACGACCUCAAGUCUCGCGAGAAGCUCGGGCAUUCGGUGCUUGCCAAGAAGUCCCUGGAGAACCGGAUGAAGUACAAGCACAAGAUUGUCCGCGAGAAGAACCGAAUCAUGAAGCCCAAGAAGCUGGUGAAGAAGCGCAUCCAGUACGUCUACGACGACGACGAGAACGAGGAGCACGACGACUUGUUCAUCGAGGACGAUGACGAGGGCGACCAGGACUUUGACGACGAGGGCGCCGGGGACAAAAACGGCAAGAAGACGUCGAAAGCUGAUGCUGAGGCCAAAAUCCGAGACAGAGAGGAGAGAGCUUUGAGGCGUGAGCAGCUUCGUGACCAAUCAGAAGAAAGCACUGGGCGCCAUUCCCUGACCUCAUCCGGUCACCAGACCUCCAAGUCCAAAGGGAAGACCAUCUCCUCCGGCAGCAAACUCAAAGCCAAAACUAAGAGUCUGGGUAAAUCCAAGAGUGUGGCCGGCUCCACCAAGAACGCGGCCCGCAUCUCCAGGAGACGUGUGUCCAGCACCAAUCAAAGGGCACAGGAACUGAAACACAACGCCAUUGUUCAGAGGCGGAAUACAGGAAAGCGCAAGAUCCGGAGAUAUAACCGCAAUGCUGCCUAUGAGCAGGAGCUGCACAAGGAGGCUAACAGAAGGGCAGUCGUCAGAGCCAAAAGACAGGCAAGCAGCAAGGCCAGAGAACGACUACAGCAGCAGCAAAGAGAUCAGUCCAUCGACAAUGAGCAGGAUGACACCGCACUGGACGAGCCGUGGGAGAUGUCUGAGACGAAGAGCACCCCAGGCAGCGCCAAGAGGACCCACCAGGGCGGCGCCACAAAAAACUCUGGCAACAAAGGCGGCACGAAAGCUUCCACCCUGGCGUCAUCCGGCGGGAAAGGCGGAUCGGCCGGGAAAGGCGGAUCUGCUGGCAGCUCUGGCCAACACAAAGAGGACUACGAGUCCGAUGUGGAGAACGUCCCGGACGAUCUGGCCGCGGAGAUGGUCUCGGACGACGGCUCCUCCAACAAGAAGAAAAAGUCUCGUGGAGGGAAGAUGAAGUCCAAACACGGAGGAGAUGACGAGGAGGCUGAUCAAGAUGGCGGCCAGGAGGAUGAUGGCGAGUAUGAGGUCGACCAGCAGGACGCCAUUAGCAGCAUCCCUGUGGAAAAUGUGCCUGUCCCAGCAGACGUCAAGAAGCUGACCAUCAACAAGAACUCGGGCGAGACUUUGCUGCACCGAGCUGCCAGAAUGGGACAUGAGGAAAUCACCCUUUAUUGUCUAAAGACCAAAACUGUCCAUGUGAACUCCAGAGACAAUGCAGGCUACACCCCGCUUCACGAGAGUUGUGUCAGAGGCAGUGUGGCUGUGGCCAGGCACUUGAUCUACUAUGGAGCAGACGUGAACUGUUGUUCUCAGGAUGGCAUCAGGCCCAUCCAUGAUGCCAUUGAAAAUGAUCAUCUAGAGGUGGUCAGGCUACUGCUGGUUCAUGGUGCAGACCCUCUGAUAGCCACAUAUGCUGGACGAACCCCAAUCAGGAUUGCCAAGUCAUUAGCCAUGCUUCAGACUCUUCAAGGAUACAUUGGAGACCUGAAUGGUUGGGGCGAUGAGGAAGAUGAUGAUGACCAUCUCCAGGAAACUAUUGAGGAGGUCCCUUGGCGUUUUACCUCAUCACUCCUUUUUACAAAGAUUAUUGAGGGUGAGAGUUAUAGCCCUUGUGUUGACCUCCCAAAUGAUCCUCAAGAUGACUGUAAUGAUGUGUUUGAUGAUGGCCCCAGCUCUGCCAUCAAUGUCUUCAACCUAGCUCUGGAAGGGGAAGAUAGGACACCACAGCCAUUUUGUCUUCUGGAUGAGGUUAUUUUUCGGCUGGCCAUGACUAAAGAAAAGCUGACGGCGCUCUACCCUUGGAAGCCAAUGUCAGUUACCUUGUCCAGCGAAAGGGUGAGAGAGGUGGCUUCCUGUUGCUGUAGCAAUGUGAGCAUUCGUCUUCCCCAGUCGGGGAAAGUCACUCUGCUGCCGUUUGCCACACUGAAAGAGAUCGAGGCAGCCCUGAAGCUGCAGGUGAAGGUGAAGAAAGAAGAGAUGGAGGGGAUUAACUCAGAAGGAUCUUACGGUGAUCCUGGUCGCAUGCAGUUGUUGAUAAAGCAGGAACAGUCGAGGUCUUUUAUGGAUGAGCUCUAUAUGGAUGUUGAACAGAAGGAUUUGCCAAGCUCGAAAAGUCCAUCCUUGGGUCUGUUACAUUCAUCAAAACAGAAGCCUCUAAAGCUGGGAUCAGCGCCCUCAUUUGGUGGGUUUUCAACAUCAUCCUCUAUACAGUCAGUAUUCAUGCCAUCUGUAUCUGCAAGCAGUAAUUCAAGCUUGCCAAAACUGUCUAAAUCUCAGAGCCACCAGAUGUGGUCAUCCUCGGCUGACCAGCAGGUCACUGGGAAAAAGAUGCCAAGUAGUCAUCAAUCCACACCUCACUUAAUGCAGCACAAGCAGCAAACAGUCAUCCCUCGAGGGGAGGCCACCACCCCGCUCCUCUUCAAGGCCUCCGGCACCAUAAAGGACAGUCGCACCCAGACCAGCUCUAUCUCCUCCAGGAAGUCUAAAAAAGAUGAGAGUGAGAGCCCCUGGCUCAAUGCACCUAUGUUCUCGGAUGAAAGCUCCAGCAGCCCAUUCCAUACCAGCAUAGACUGCUUCGACUCAGAUAACUCCAUGUAAGGUCAGCAUUGCGCCUCAAGCUCUUUCUCUCGAUGGACCAACCCAUGAUAGCCAAAGCAAGAGAAAAACUUGACCCACUUAAAGCCAGCAGGGUCCUAAUUGUUCCUAAGUUUUCAAACUACAAUUAUAGAAGUGCUUCUAGUGUUGUUUAAAACAUGAUAAACAUUUGUACAUAAUGAUAUCUGGUCAUUUCCCAAGCUUAUGUUAUUGGAUUGUCUUUGUAUACCGGUACAACUUGUGUAAAGUUAAAUCCUUUUUAUUUCCAAGUCUAAUUAUAUAUAUAUAUAUAUAUAUAUAAAUGUUGAUAUAUACACUAGCCUAUAUAGAGACAUACUCAAUGUGUAUUUGGAAUAUUGCCACUACAAGUAAUUGUCAUUUUGUUUCUUUUUUAUAUUUGCAUCUGUUGCUCCUAGUUUUUAAUGUCCUCUUAUAAAAAAGUAGGAACACAUUGAUAGGAAAAGAAUUUGCAAAGAUCUUUUUGUUUUAAUUUUGUGUAACGCUUGCUAUUUUUUUUUAUUUUUAAUAGUAAUGUGGGUUCUUUUUUUUUUAUUUAGUUGCAAACCAUCUGAAUUUAGGGUUAAUCACUGAAUUUAAGGUUUAUCACUUGGCAAAAUAGUAUUGAGUGGUGUCUUUUUUUUUUUGAAUUUAUACUCUGUAUCCUUUCAACACAUCUUUGGCUUCUAUCUUAAAGAGGAGAUUGGGAAGCCUUUCCCUGAGUGUAUUCUUGCACUCUUGACAUAUCUGAGGCACCACUUGUGGGGAAGUUGGGCUAAGCUUAUGCUAUUUUUUUAAAGGGGGCGUUAGCUGAACAAUGGGAGGAAACACAUUUUAUUAAUCUCACCCUAAGGUAAAUUACUAGAAUAUAUUUUUUUUUUUGGACAUGCGGUGGCUAUUUUGAACAGAACCUCAUUAUGGACUGACUAACUCACAGAUCUAAUAGUAAUAAAUAUUAUGGACUGACUAACUCACAGCUCUAAUAGUAAUAAAUAUUAUGGACUGACUAACUCACAGAUCUAAUAAUAAUAAAUAUUAUGGACUGACUAACUCACAGAUCUAAUAGUAAUAAAUAUUAUGGACUGACUGACUCACAGAUCUAAUAGUAAUAAAUAUUAUGGACUGACUGACUCACAGAUCUAAUAGUAAUAAAUAUUUUGGACUGACUGACUCACAGAUCAAAUAAUAAUAAAUAUUAUGGACUGACUGACUCACAGAUCAAAUAAUAAUAAAUAUUAUGGACUGACUGACUCACAGAUCAAAUAAUAAUAAAUAUUAUGGACUGACUGACUCACAGAUCUAAUAGUAAUAAAUAUCAUAUACUGACCAUGUAACUAUAUAAUUUUUAGAAGGAACCUUUUUAAAAGAUACAUUAAGAAUGACUCACAUUGAUCUAACUAAUAAAUAUUAUGGACUGACUGCCUGGUCAUGUGGUAUACACUCUAGAUUGUUACCUCAAUGGUUCUGUUUCACACCCUGCCAGCCACCAUCUGCAUUUUCAUGCAGAGGUUUUUUUCUAGGAUGUAAUGAUCAAUUCUGAAGGAACAUCCAAAUCAUCAUCAGAUAAAUAUAUGUAAAAGUAAUUAUUAUUUUAUAAAUUUAAAAAUAAUAAUAUUAUGGACUAACUGAUUUGCGUAGCUCAAAUAGUAAUGAAAAAUUGUAACUGUCAGACUGACUAACGUAGUACAAGUAGUAAUGAAAAUUGUCAAAGACUUAGGCCCAGGUUUGUUUCUCUUCUUCAACAUCAACUCAUGUUUUAUGUAUAGUUUUUGAUAUUCUCCGACACAUCAUUGUGAUGCCAUGAUUGAUUUGAAACAUUGUGAGAAUUUUUAAUGAACAAGAACAUUACAACUGACCUCAGGUCUGAAUGCUUAAGCCAUUCACGGUGGGACUCGGCUGGAUGAGUUGAAUCGUUCAAUCAAGUCUUGAUUUGAUUUGUUGAGUUUUUUUUUUUUGGUUCUUUGUUGCUGUUUAAUACAUUUACAAAUACAUACCUGUGAAAUAGUAUGUACAUGUCAUUUGGAUUUCAUAUGUCACUGUUUUUAACCUUGAGUGAUAAAUCGAUGGGGGACAACUACAUGAACUUGUGAUUCUGUGGAGAGAACGUUGAAAUAUCGUCGACGCAUAUUAUAAAACACAAAUCAUCUCUGUGAUCAUUUCCUAAAAAAAAAUGCAUUUUGUUUUAAGAAGCAAAUUGUUUUAAAACAAUCUUUUUGUUGAAAAAUUUAAUUUACGUAAAUUUGUAUUCAGCCCUCUCCCCUAAAUAAACCAAUCACUAUACAUUUAUUUUCAAAGUGGAAGAUUUGAUUGGGUAGAAAGAUAUCCAGGGGAGAGUACUGCUGUUAUUGUAAUGCUUUUUUAAGGCUUUUAAUUUUCGUUCUCAUUGUGAAGUUGAAUCUUUUUUUUUUUUUCAUAGUUUUGAAUGUGUUAAAGUUGAAUGCAUUUGAUUGCAAGUGACAAGUAUGUUGAUAAAUUAACUUUUUGUUUUAAUUAGUGCUCUAAUCUACUUCCAGACAAUUUACUUGUAAACAUAUUUUUUAGAAAAAUUUAAAUGGACCAUUUCUACAUCUCUGUGCAUAAAAUCAUUUCAGGGGAUUUCUAUUUGACCUAGUUAUACAACAAUUAUCUUACAAGAUUCAGGCCAAACAAAACACUAUUCAAGUUAAUAUAUAGUUCCUCCUUUGUCUGAUUUCCUGAGAACUUCUCGCUUUAAAAAACUGGCCACGUACUGGACAUGGGUAGGCUAGAAGAUGAGAAUGUGGCUUGCACGAUGAAAACUGUUUAAAGUGAGGGAAUAUAUGCAGUGCAUCAGCCUCUCUCUCUAGCCAGCUAUUUAGUACUUCCAGUGGGAACAGGGUUCAGAAAACUGGCACUGCAAGUAUAUGAUAUAUACACACAAAAGUACUUAGCAUAGUAGGCCUGCAUUCUCCGAAGUGUGAUAUGUAUGUUGAUAACUUUGCAGUAUUGGCUAGUCUUUUGUUUUAUAUAUUUUACGUACUGUUACACUACAUAUAUUUAAAAAAAGGAACUGUACAUGCGUUACAAACAUCUGUUGAUUUUGAGAAUAUAUUUUUUUAAAUCUAAAUCUAGUAAAAUAUUGGCUGCACUUCUUAACUUUAUGGUGAUCAGUUUAGUACGGGCAAACCUAUAUCUCAGGAACUGCCAACUCUUUUGUUUUAUAGCUCCUUUUCUAUCUCAGGCUAUGAUGCUACCCAGUGCUUCUCACAAUGAGCUGCAGGACAGCCCUUGCUGAAGCUCAGUUUAAUGCUGUGAAGUCCUAUAGAGGGGCUCUUAAAAUAACCACUAUACAAAGAAGCAUAUUUAAUUGUAGGAAGAUGGAGCCAUUUCAAUAACCUGAUAAGAAAUGUGAAUGCUUUGUGCAGUAUCCAAAUGUGGCUUGAUAUAUUGUGAUACUCAAAUGCAAAUCUUAUCAUAGCUCUGUAGAAAGACAAUGGAAUGUUUCCGGUAUAUACAGUGAUAGACAUCUGCAGAAUGUUCCACUCAAUAAUGUCUGAGAUAGGUUUCACUAGGAAACACAUUCAACACAGUUAAUCAAAAAUAUUACAAACAAACAAACACCAAAAAAAAAACAUCAUAUUUUUAUAUUUCUUGUAGCUUUUUAUUUGUUUGUUUUUUUUUUGUUGUUGUUUUUUAUUAUUUUAAAUUUUGCACCUGGAAAGUUCAUUUUGUGAAAGUAAAUAUGUGUGAUGAUCAGAGAGCUAGGAAGACUGUGUUACUAACUUUAAUGUGAGCCAUAAUAUCGAGUGAUAUCUAGCCUGAUAGUAUUAAACAAACAAAUGAUGAACAAAAAUAAAAGGGAAUCUACAACUGCGGAGACCCUAAAGCUUGGGGGGGGGAUUCGCGCAUCGUAAGCUUCCUCACAGCACUAUAUUUAACAUUUCAUUUUUUUUUAAAGUAAAACUCUUUUUUUUUAUCUUCCUAGUGUUAAAUGCCAAGGACUGUAACCUGAGCUUACCUAAUGUUUAGACUUAGACUGUACCAUGUGAUGUUAGAUAUGUUAAGAAAUAAUAUUGUGAUUCUCUUCUGUAGUGAUAAACUUUGAAGAUUGUGUUUUUGCUUUGUUUUUUACUCUUGAUUUUAUACCGGUACUUGGAGAAACCACUGUACCGGUUACUGUCUUGGUAUUUUUCUGAAUGCGAACUUUGAUUAGCGUUUUUUAUAUAAAUACUUUUAUCUUUAUAUUGACUCUAAAAUGUAGGACUCUUCUACAUAUAUUUAAUUGUAUUAAUAUUAUAUGGUAUUAAAUAUCAGGUAAACUUUGCCCAUAUAAGCAUAACCACUGGUCUUAUAGCUGUUUAUUCUCUCACAAUGGGUCAUAGAGAAAUACUUAUUUGUUGUUUUUUUUUUUUGCAUUUUAAAUAUUUUUUAAAGUUUAUAAUACUUGACAUAAUGUUUGCUGAAACGACAAGGGAUGGCUGCCUGGUCAUAUGGUAUGUUAUUGGGACCAUCACCUUCUUGAUGGUCCCAGGUUCAAACCCUGCCCACUGCCAUCCACCCACAGUCCCGCGUGAGGUUUGGUCUACCAGGCUAGGAUGUAAUAAUCUUCAAUUCUGAAGGAACAUCUGAAACUUGUCAAAGAAACAAACAUAAAAAACCUGUUGGGUUUCUUGAAUCAAGAAAAAUAGUUCAAAGCAAAAAAAAAGGUUCCAGGAGGCUCCUUUGCUCAGGGAGUUGUCAGACGUCACACUUGUUCCGUGUCACUGUCCGUAUAUUAACAACUUUCUGUGUAUCUGAUUGGUCUGGAGAUCUAUGGGUAACCAUGGCUCAUAACUCAUAAUGAAUUAUUUCGAUGAACAUGUUUUUUUUCCCCUCAUGUACAUUUCUUUUCAAAUGUGUUUUGUGUGUACAGAUUAUUGGCUUGUAUAUUACUAAGUAUAUCUAAAUAAUGUAUAGUUCUUAUAUAUAUGGAAACUGAUCCUCUGAUUACAGAAUAGUCAAUGUAGUGUAUGGUUUGGUUUUUAUGAGUGUCAGUGCAUUGUAGUUUUGUUUAGUAGAUGUACAUCAGAAGUAAGUCUUUAGAUUUUAGUUUUCAGGCUGUCGUGUGUUUGGUAUGAUGGAUGUCCUCUUGACUGAAGUAUUGUAUGUUGACUUGAAUUCACGUUGAAAAUAUUCUUGUCAAGCUUCGGCUCUGUUGUAUAAAGGAAAUGUUUUUUUUUCUUCAAAGGAUGGUGAACAAUAACAAACAUUUCUUCCUGUCUGCUCCACUUCACUUUUUCUACACAUUCUGAAAAGUCAGCUAGACUUUGAACAUAAUACCCAGUUGAAGUCUGACUUGAUGCUUAUCUUUUCACGUGUUUACAUUGUUGACCAGCUCAAAUUAGGAAUAAAUGAAGGUCAUGACAUGUGCGUCUGAAGGGUAAUAGCUUGUGUUCUGUCAUUGGUCAUAAUCCAUCAUGUGAUCUUAAUUCUUUUAGCCAAGCCAUUUUCACUGGGAGUUUUUAUUUUUCUUAGCUUUUUUUGUGUAUGGCAUUAAAGAAUAAUUAGCACAUUCUGUGCUGACAUUGAAGUGUGUGCGCAUUGUUAAGAUGUGUAUAUGUGUAUUAUAAUGAAUGCACAUGGAGCAGAUAUUAGGUAUAUAUGUUGAUUUCAAUUAUCUUUAGUUUCCUCCACCCCUAAAACACACACACUCCUCCCCUUUAAAAAAAAAUCAACUUUAAACCUGGUAAAAUUAUUGUAUUUAUAUUGUCUCAAAAAAGUAAAAUGUAAAUGUCUGUCUGAAUUUGUUUGAAUGUCAAGGCUGUUGGCUGAUCUGAAAUAUGUGUUCAAUGAUUUUAUUACCUUUACUGAUAAAAGAGGUCACAUUCAAAUAGAUGCUGUAUAUGACCUAUAUAAACUACACAUCCCUCAUUGUGCCAUAAUUUGGUCAUUUGCCAGUUAAUCAUUUUACUUUUUAAGCCAAACGCCUUUGUUGUAUCAACAUUCUAGCAUGAGUAUCACUUGUUGUAUGUUGUCCAAUGGAUUUCCCUCAAGAACCAAAACUACAUUUGCUAAAUAAACUUUGGUUCUGGUUUUUUCUGUUCUCAAUGAUUUGUAUUUUUCUUGUCACCAGUUUUAUUUUCAUGCAUUGUAGAACCUUCUCCAUAGUCAACACAACAAUUGUUUUAUUCACUUGUUUGAACAACUUUUCUACCAAUAGACAUGUCAGGAUUUGACAUGUGUUGAAAUAGCAUGGGCAUGGGGAUGUGAACAAAGUCCAUGCGUUCUUGAAAGUCAUUGAAGCUAUGUGUGUCCAUUGGAUCGUUUCUAGAGUUUUGAUAUUAACUCUUGACAUCUUGUAUGUAUGUCUUGACGUAACUCUGUAAUAUUUUGUACGUAAGCAUGUAGCAUAGCAAGUAGGCAGUGUUGUGAUUUUGUUUACGUACGUUAAGGCCAUAAGAUAUUUUUUUUUUUUGUAUUAUUUACCCUGGCCAUCAUAUUAUUUCGCAACUGUAAAGGCCAUAUAAUCUUAUUUCCUACAGCAACCAAACAAAAUGCCAGAACAGAUUCAUUUGUAAUCUUGGGUUUUUUUCUAAGUGUGAAUUUGUGUUUAUAUAUUACAAUUCCAUUGUUUGGUUUCUCUGAUUUUCAGCGCUAUGUUCUCUAGAGCUUACAGUGAUGGGUGUAUAGAUAUGUCAUAUGACAAUGUUCAUGGGGUCAAUAGGAACUGUCUGUUGUAACAUAAUCUUCAUGUUUCUAUUGGCCAUGUCUUUAUGCUGUUAGUCUGUCUUUAGGAGGGUUCUGACUACUUAGUUUUUUUUUGUUGUUUUUUUUUUAUUUUGUUUACUGACAGAAAGAUUUCAAUUUUUUUUUAGAAUUUUUCGCUAUAUUAUUUUUAAAAAAUUUGUUCAUACCAUAAUUUAAUUUUAAUAUAACAAUUUUUUAUAUCAUACAAAAAGAUUUAACAGUUUUAUAACCACUACUUAUAAUAAUGCAUAAUUAAAGAAUACUAGUUUGUUUUUUUGUAGCAGACAUAAUACAAAUCUGUCAUAAAUUAUUUUUUUUUAGUAUAAAAAAAUACAAUUUUUAAACACUUUAAAUAAAAAAUUCUUUAAUUUAAAUUUUAAGAAAUAUUUGAAGUUCAAGUAUUUGAAUAUAGACACACUUUUUUAUAAAAUUAUUUUUUUUAAAGACCAUCUUUAAAUUUUAAGUAUCAUCACUGCAUUAUGUUUUAAUUAAAGAUUCAUUUUAGUUAUUGCCUUGUCAGCUUGCUUAUGGCAGUGUUAGCCUCUGGUAUUUUUUAGGUGUGCAUUCCAUGGUACAUAUCGGAAAAUAUUAUAAAAACUCAGAACAUUUUUUUUUUUUUGUUAACUGAGCCCCCACUCCCCACCCCCCUCUCUCCUUGUUGCACUGCUUCUUCUUUGUAUGUCAGUCCCAAUUAUUUGCCAUUGUUUUGUGGAUUAAAAGCUCUCAAAUAGUUCAAA
This is a messenger RNA of Biomphalaria glabrata, 16311 nucleotides long. RefSeq lists its product as uncharacterized. Gene Ontology annotation, cellular component: nucleus. Gene Ontology annotation, molecular function: protein binding; transcription corepressor activity. The record is from RefSeq and is a predicted model, not a curated record. NCBI's taxonomy places the organism in Eukaryota, Metazoa, Mollusca, Gastropoda, Planorbidae. The transcript is spliced from 15 exons. Gene Ontology annotation, biological process: negative regulation of transcription by RNA polymerase II. Bases 1253 to 8896 code for a protein of 2547 amino acids.